AUGUCCACUCACAAGGCAGUCGUCACCGUGGCCGUGCGGGCCCCUCUGGGUCUCAUCGACGUCCCGACGCCAACGCCUACCGGCCGUGAGGUCCAGGUGCACGUCGAAUGGACUGCUUCGACGCCGCUCGACUUGCACCAAAACGACGGCGGCCUGCUCGUUACGCACCCCCAGGUCAUGGGCGACGGUAUUGCGGGUACCGUCACGGCCGUUGGGCCUGACGUCCAGAGUCUGCGCGUGGGUGACAAGGUCUUUGGCUUCGCGUUCAAGGACAACAAGCAGAAGGCCUAUCAGGACUUUGCCACGGUCCCUGAGACGAGUCUCGGCAAAAUCCCCGCUGGCUUCUCCAUGCAGGAGGUUGUCACUCUGCCCAACAACGUCGUCUCCGUCUUCCAUGCCGUCACGAAAGACUUCGGGUUGCCUCUGGCGUGGCCCCGGCCGCCUGCGUCGUCAAAUGUGCACGCCAACACGCCCAUCCUCAUCUGGGGCGGCGCCUCGUCCUGUGGCCAAUACGCCCUGCAGAUUUUGAGCCAAUGGGGCUACACCAACCUGUUGACAACCGCCUCGAAGCGCCACCACGCAGACCUGCGCGGCCUCGGUGCCCGACAUGUAUUUGACUAUCACGACGUCGAUGUGGCUGCCCAAAUUCUCCAGGCCGUUGCCGAGGAGAGCGGCGCCAAAGCCAACCCUGCCGGGCCGGCCGUGCCGUACGUCCUCGACUGCAUCGCCUCCCAGCAGGGCAGCCUCGCCCCCAUUGCCGAGCUGGCCCAGCACGGUACCAUCGUCGCCGCCCUCUUGCCCGUCAUUGUACGCGAUGCCACCGACGACGUCGCGCCCGAGUACGCCAUGGACACACAGGCUGCCGUCAACUGGGCCGACGGUGUCGAAGCCCGCGGUGAUCCCUUCUUCAAGGAACACCUGCAGUCAACCGUCGUUCCUGCGUUGUUGACUGCAGGCAUCGUCAAGCCCAACAGACAGCGCAUUAUUGAAGGCGCUACCCUCUUGGAGCGCGCUCAAAAGGCCUUGGAUGUGUUGCGCAGAAAGGAGGCCAGUGCCGAGCGGCUGGUGUGGCGAGUGUCGGACCUGCAGCUGUAA
This is a messenger RNA of Sporothrix brasiliensis 5110, 1095 nucleotides long. Its product is annotated as alcohol dehydrogenase. The record is from RefSeq and is a predicted model, not a curated record. The transcript is spliced from 2 exons. Gene Ontology annotation, molecular function: oxidoreductase activity, acting on NAD(P)H. Lineage: Eukaryota; Fungi; Ascomycota; Sordariomycetes; Ophiostomatales; Ophiostomataceae. The coding region runs from base 1 to 1095 and encodes 364 amino acids.